Messenger RNA from Diplodia corticola, 1290 nucleotides. RefSeq lists its product as uncharacterized. The coding region runs from base 1 to 1290 and encodes 429 amino acids. The transcript has a single exon. The record is from RefSeq and is a predicted model, not a curated record. Lineage: Eukaryota; Fungi; Ascomycota; Dothideomycetes; Botryosphaeriales; Botryosphaeriaceae.
AUGACGAACAACCACGACAACAUGGACCUUGACGACACCAACGACGACGAGCGUCGCGGGUUAAUCCAGAUCGCACUCGGCAUAUGCUCCGACUAUCAGCCCAGGCUCUUCGCCCAGGGACCUGCGUACGUGCCGUUGACCAACGAGCCACUCAGCUACGAGCAGAUGUACCUCGACAGCUCCUCUCUGGGACCCGUCUACAACUCUGCGGGUGAUCCCAUCUACCCGACCAUCGCCGAAUCGUACUUCGAUCAGCCACCCGGUGAGUGGGCCUCUAAUGACCCGAUCAUGUGCGACGAGUCGACUUACGACCCGACCAACCAGUCGAUCGACUACGAGGGUGGCGGUUGCGCGCCGCUGUUCUACCCUCCUGUCAAUCCGGCCGCUGUUCCGACCUCCAAGCCGACCGAGCAGCAACCCCCCUUCGACUUCGACCUCUACCUCUCCUUCGCGCCCCUCUCCCCCCCAUCCCUAUCCCCAACCGACUCCACCGACUCCAGCACCCUCAGCAAUGACAGCGAUGACAGCGACAGCACCAUCAGUGCCGACAGCACCAUCAGUGCCGACAGCACCAUCAGCGCCGACAGCGACAGCGACGGCACCAUCAGCGUCGACGACAGCCCCCGCUCCCCCUGCCCGCACAGCCGCCCCGGCUAUGACGUUGAUGACCGUCACUGCAAGGCGUGCCGCCUCCACCGCGCGACCUUGGCCGCCAAGCGCGUCUGGGACCUGUCCGUCGCGGCAGCGGCGGCGAAGACGACGACGACGAGAAAGAACGCGGUCGGCAUGAUCAGGGGCGCGCGGGCGGCGUAUUUUCGCGCGAGGGCGGCGGAGCAGAAUGUUGUGGAUGGGAUGAUCAUGGCUGGGGAGAGGGAUGAUGAUGGUCAUGAUGAUGAUGGUGAUGAUGAGGCUGGGGGACCGAGCGUUGCCUUUGCGGAGGGUGUGGAGGAUGAUACGCGCGGCGGUAGGGCGCUGGGGGAGUUUGGGCCGAGGAGUCGGGGUGGUGGCGGGUGUUACGUCCCGGGGAGGUGGGCUGGGGAGUGGUUGGACACGUCGGGGAUGGGGGUGUCGUAUGAUGAUUUUUAUGCGGGGGAUCAGGGGGAGGUGGAGGUGGAGAUGGGGGAGCGGCAGCUCGAUGAUGUUGGAGAGAUUGAUGGCGCUGGGCGGAGAAACAGCCUGGAGGUUUGGAGGCGGAGGGAGUCUGGGCCGGGGUCUUCUCGUGAUGAUGGUGAUGGCGGAGAGGAGUCCGGUGGUUGGAAGAAGAGGACGAGGAGUGGUCGUUGUUUUUGA